This is a messenger RNA of Biomphalaria glabrata, 2321 nucleotides long. RefSeq lists its product as uncharacterized. The coding region runs from base 811 to 2082 and encodes 423 amino acids. Lineage: Eukaryota; Metazoa; Mollusca; Gastropoda; Planorbidae. The record is from RefSeq and is a predicted model, not a curated record. The transcript has 14 exons.
ACAUUACUAAAGCAUUACAUUAAAUUAGCUACAAAACGGAAUGCAUUGCUAUGAUAUUCGUACAUCUAUGAUUACAACAUUGCAUAAUUGCCCGACUGUCCAGGCCUCACACUUAUUGAUGCCGUAGCAUUUGAAAAAUAGUUUUUUAACAGAAUAUAAAUUUUAUCACAUACAAUUAACAAACUUCAAAUUUCCCUCUUUGUUAACAUGUCAAGGUUCUACAUUUACUAUUAUUCAGUGCAUACUUAUUUAAAAUUGAAAAUGAUAAGAUCCUCCACAAAUAUCUUGCCCAGGAUAUCAACUUAAGAAAUUUCGGCACUAGGUCUUUAAAAGUGAUAUAAAAAUGUAUUUCAAUUUCAUCUACACUUAUCUACUAGCUUAUUAAGAGUUAGAAAUUCGUUCAGGUAAGAGGUCUUCAAAGUAAAGUCUUGCAAAACGAAAAUUGUUUUAUCUUUGAGAACUUGAUAUUUAUAUGGAAGAAGAAGGUAAUAUGUUUGUAUGGCUGAUGGUUAACAAGUGUGUCUUUAGCUAGGACAACGACCAACCGCCAAUGAUUUAACAACUUAUGCAAAGUACAUGAGGCUACUCACUGACAACUUGCAACCGCUUAAAUCAAAACCCUAGUCUUCAUCAAGAUAUGUCCACUACUACUGUUUUGUGGCAAAGUUCAGUUUGACGAGUGUCUCAUCCGUUCAUGAGAAUGGAAGGGGGUAAACAGAUUCGUUUAAUGAUACAAUAACGUGUGGGACGUAUGAUGAAAGAAAUGUUUCUGAAGUGACUGUGAAGUACACGAAACUUCCAAUAGUUAUUAUGAAAGAUUCGCGAAAGAUAGUUCAUUGCACGAUAGACAGUUGCAAUUUCACUAAAGAUUUCAGAGAAAUAGUUGAAUGUAACAUUACAUUGGACAAAAUUAACUAUCAGCUAAAGCUGAAAUGUUUACAACGAAAUGCAGAUUGGACUCCAGUUGGACUGUGGUCAUUACUCGUCAAAAAUAACGAUAUGAUUUUUAUAGAAAGUGGAAGAUGCAACUUGUAUUUAUACGCUAAACCACAGAAAGUCAACUGUACUUAUAUUGAAACAUGCGAAAUAAACUCAUUUGUAAUUUGUAGUAUUGAGAAAAUAUUUCCACAAGCAAUAUGUAAAUUUUACGUAUCUAGCCAGCAGAAACUGAAUAAUGAAGUAUUCCAUAAUCAUACUGCUAUUAAUAAAACUGUUACUUAUUAUCAUACAUUGUGUAAAAUUGAAAUAAAGAAACAAAUAGGGUUUAAUUACCUAAGAGAUUUAAAUGUAGAAGUAUUUCCAAAUGCCUCUAAUUCAAAGGAAGACGAGACAAUAAUAAACAUAAAAACUUUUGUGGUCAACAUUAUAAAGGGCUCUGAGUGUCAAGAAAUUACAACACUAGACUUUCAAGAUAAUGAGAAAUUAACAAACUAUAGUUCGGAAACUUUUUCGCCCAAUGGUUUUACUGAAAUAUUUAAUACUACAGAUCUCAGCACCAGUUUUACAAAGACUCAAAGCGACAAUAUUUUGAAGAUCAUUGCAUUUGGUAUUGUGGGAAGUUGUGUGGCGCUAACUUUACUGAUGUGUCUUAUUUAUAAUUUAUGUUUUCGUGUUUACUACAGAUUGAAAUUUACAUUUAAUACAGAUAAAAAAAUGUCAAACUGUUGCAAACAUGCAGAACAGGUGGACAAUAGUGACAUUUAUUUAUUAAACAAAUUAAAUCGUACUAAGCUAAAAGACAUCCCUAUCGAAGGUAAGCCUAUGAAGAUGAACGCCAACAGAGAAACUUUAGGAUCACUUCCAGAUCAUUACUGUACCAUAGACAGAACAUCAUACAGUAGGAAAGCGACAACAGUGAAACAGUCAUCUAGAGACACUCUAGACUUCGACCCUUACUCCACUAUUGAGGAAUGCUUAGUUGACAUGAAAUGCAACAAAUUAAUCAGCUCUCAAUUUGGAAUCACGGAGAACAUAAUUACAUCUUCUGUUAUUAUAAUAUCCGACAAAUCAAAGGAUGAUGUACCUAUAGAACGUGUUUCAAAACGUCUACUAGAUGGUAACAUUUAUGAAAGCAUUGCUUGAUACUACUACUAUUAUUUUUAUUUAUUAUAUAAAAGGCAGGAAAAUGUAUUAUGGAUAGAUAUAAAAAUAAUGGCUUGUAUUUCAAAUAUUAUCAUGCCAUUGUAUAAAUGAAAUAUUAUUAAAUAGUUUGUGUAAUUACUUGAUUUUGUGUAAAAUUCCUUCCUAUAGUAUCAGUAUAGCAUGUUUAGUGUAAUUGGUAGUACAUAUAGAAAAUAGAAGUAAUAAACUGGUAAAAAGUC